AUGCUAUCUGCGAUUGAAGGGUACGAUCUGGGUCAGUCUGAUGCUGCAAUUUUCAUGGAUCCGGCUAAAUGGUACUUUGGAUGCUUCGCAUUGUUGGGGUCUGGUUGCUUCUUUGAAAAAUUAAGUUUAGAAAAAUGA
Molecule: messenger RNA, 138 nt
Organism: Prunus armeniaca (apricot)
Lineage: Eukaryota; Viridiplantae; Streptophyta; Magnoliopsida; Rosales; Rosaceae
Source: the annotation of a GenBank genome assembly